This is a messenger RNA of Fonsecaea nubica, 957 nucleotides long. RefSeq lists its product as hypothetical. Gene Ontology annotation, cellular component: ribosome; mitochondrial large ribosomal subunit. Gene Ontology annotation, biological process: translation. The transcript is spliced from 2 exons. The coding region runs from base 1 to 957 and encodes 318 amino acids. The record is from RefSeq and is a predicted model, not a curated record. NCBI's taxonomy places the organism in Eukaryota, Fungi, Ascomycota, Eurotiomycetes, Chaetothyriales, Herpotrichiellaceae. Gene Ontology annotation, molecular function: structural constituent of ribosome.
AUGCCACCAACCAUCCCCAGACUUGUGGCCGUCCCACUCCCGCCUCCUUUCCUCCUCCCUCGAUCACUCCUACGAAAAUCCUUGAGCGGCUCUCAGAGAAGAUGUAUGGGCAUUCGCUCACUAGACCGACAGCCGAAACACAACCCCUACAAUGUCGUCCCAGGCAUUCAACCACUUCUCUCCACGCCUGCCGCGGCCUUUGAGCGAAAGUUGAAAUCAGAUACCCUUCCUCUACGGUCAGGAGCUCUGGCAAUCAAGAAGGGCAUGACCGCAGUAUACGAUGUUGAAUCUGGAAAGAGAAUACCCUGCACGGUGUUACAGCUGGACAGAAAUCAGGUCGUCAGCCACAAGACGCGGAGGAGACACGGUUACUACGCGGUGUGUGUUGGCAGCGGCACCAUCAACCCCAAGAAUGUGGUAAAGCCCAUGCUCGGCCAUUACUCCGUGCAGGGCGUGAGUCCCAAAAGAUUUCAGCGCGAAUUCCGAGUCCGAGGCCCAGAGGGCUUGCUACCAGUAGGCCAAGAGAUCCGCGCCGAUUGGUUUCUAGCCGGGCAGUUUGUGGACACUCGGUCAAAUUGCAAAGGAAAGGGUUUCGCAGGUCCGAUGAAGAGAUGGGGUUUCAAAGGUCAGCCACGAAGUCACGGUCACUCUCUCAGCCACAGAUCGCAUGGUUCCGUGGGUCCCAGUCAAGGAGGUGGUAGUCGUGUAUAUCCCGGCAAGAAGAUGGCCGGAAAUAUGGGUGGCCAGAGGAAUACAGUGCAGAACUUGAAGGUUCUGCAGGCGGAUGCGGAGAAUGGGAUUGUCGUUGUGCAUGGAGCUGUGAGCGGUCCUAAAGGGUGUUUGGUCAUGAUUCAAGACGCGUUAAAGAAACCUUGGCCGGAAGUUCCUCAACUACCGAAACCAUCCAAGGUUGAGGCGCCAGUGGCGGAAGCAGAGCCUGCGAAAAUUCCUGCAUGA